CCUCGCCCCAGCUUCGUGACGCAGUUCAAGCUCUUCCUCCUGGGCGUCAUCCUCCCCUGGGCUGUUCCGGAUGAGACGCCUCCAUCCCUCCGCCCCUCUGAUCCUCUUAUCAGCGAGUAAGCGGCCAAGAUGGAUGUUGUAAACCAGUUGGUGGCCCAAGGGCAGUUCACAAUAAUCAAACAGCCACUGGGAUUCAUAAAAGUUCUACAAUGGAUCUUUGCAAUCUUCGCCUUCUCCACAUGUGGCAGUUACUCUGGCAUGUUCAAGAUGAGCGUGGAGUGUAAAAACCGGUCGGAGAGUGACCUAGGCAUAGAAGUAGAAUUUGAAUAUCCAUUCAGGCUCCAUCAGGUGUACUUUGAUGCCCCAACCUGUAAGGGAGAGAACCCUGAGCGUCUAUUCCUGGUCGGGGACUACUCUUCCUCAGCUGAGUUCUUUGUCACCAUCGCUGUCUUUGCCUUCCUCUACUCUAUGGCAGCUCUCUCUGUAUACUGUUUCCUACUGGAGAAGUACCGGGAAAACAACAAGGGGCCCCAGGCCGACUUCGUUGUGACAGCGGUGUUCGCCUUCAUGUGGUUGGUGUCCUCGUGUGCUUGGGCUAAAGGUUUGUCAGAUGUGAAAACAAACACCGAUCCAGAGAAGGUCAUUUCUUACAUCUCAGCCUGUGAAGAACAAGAGAAUCGCUGCCGUGAAGUUCACGACCCCAAGGUCUCCGGCCUCAACACCUCUGUGGCUUUUGGCUUCAUCAACUUGAUCCUGUGGAUAGGAAACCUGUGGUUCGUGUUCAAAGAGACCGGCUGGAUGGGUGCCUUCGCUGGAACAUACGUCCCAUCACAGGAAAAGCAGCCUGCCCCUGAUUCCUUUGCCCAGGGUGGCUACGGUGAGCAGGACCCCUACGCCGGCUCCCAGGGAGGUUACCAACCCGACUACGGCCAGCAGGGAGGCUACAGCGAGGAUGGAGGCUACAACCAGGGCUAUGAGCAGCAGCAGCAGCAGCAGCCCACUUCAUUCUCUAAUCAAAUGUGAGCCUGUCCAGUCAAACUACAGCUGCAGGAUGAGUUACCUUGUGACUAUGGAGUGUGGCUCUCGAC
Messenger RNA from Scomber scombrus (Atlantic mackerel), 1088 nucleotides. It is a transcript of the gene sypb, whose product is annotated as synaptophysin b. The transcript has 7 exons. Lineage: Eukaryota; Metazoa; Chordata; Actinopteri; Scombriformes; Scombridae. Bases 130 to 1023 code for a protein of 297 amino acids. Gene Ontology annotation, cellular component: presynaptic active zone; synaptic vesicle membrane; synaptic vesicle. The record is from RefSeq and is a predicted model, not a curated record.